Messenger RNA from Torulaspora delbrueckii, 1410 nucleotides. RefSeq names its product N-acetyltransferase (gene SLI1). The coding region runs from base 1 to 1410 and encodes 469 amino acids. NCBI's taxonomy places the organism in Eukaryota, Fungi, Ascomycota, Saccharomycetes, Saccharomycetales, Saccharomycetaceae. The transcript has a single exon. The record is from RefSeq and is a predicted model, not a curated record. Gene Ontology annotation, molecular function: N-acetyltransferase activity.
AUGAUAUCUAAGAGAAAAUUGUCAUCGCUGGAAAGAUUCUUCUACGAUAGAAGCCGGUUGAAUUUGCAUUCAUGUUUCUUUCUGGGGCUCCAACUUAAUCAACUUCCAGACAAGCAUCAGAUAGCGCAUGCAUUGAGGUCCACAAUAGCAAAUCAUCCCAAACUUCAUCAAAAUGUGGCCAUUGAUCCCGAGGAUAAUAUACCAUACAUCAAAAAUGUUGAUACAAUAAAGUUUGAUGAUGUGGUCGAGUAUGUGUCGUGGGAUGGUUUCGAUGAUAAUACCAUUUGUCAUAUAUUUCAGACAUACAACUUCCCAUAUAAUAUUGAGAAGCCGUUAUGGAAGGUAUUGGUCUAUGCAAAGGAGAAUAGACUGUUGCUUUUACUGGACCAUGCCCUUUUCGAUGGGAUGUCCGCCGUAAUAUUUUGGAAAUCGUUUAUGAGUUCUUUAUCAAGUGAUGCUAGAGAUGACUUUGAUUUGCUCUACGAACUUACGGGAGAUCCAAUGGUCCAGGAGGAUAGCCACGUAUACGAAAACUGGCCUACUAGUUGGAGCUCGACACUGACAAAAGCUAUUGCGGGUGUCAUAUUCAAGUUCAUGCCCAGUGUCAUCACAUCGGUAGGCAAAGAUCAACUUAGAUUCAAUGGAUAUUCAUUUCCAGACAGCCUGCUUACUCACAAGCCCGAUGACGACUCUUCAUAUGAAAUACGAAACAAUAAUCGCCAACUGAACCUCCAAGUACAACCUGAUCAUCUAAAUGGCAUUAUAUCCGCAUGCAAGAGCCAUCAGGUGUCAUUGACUUCCUUCAUAACCGCACUAAUCUCUAUGAGUCUUCAGCUGAAGAUUGAAGAUGGAGAUUACUCUGGUUCCAAAAUUAUGAUCGAUAUCCCUAUGAAUACUAGAGGUGCCUGUGCUGAUGUACUAGACAUUCCAGAUACCUCGGUGACCAUGGGAAAUUUUGUAGCCGGUUUAAAUGUGGAGUAUAAUCUGGGUGAGUCUGAAGAACUCUGGCAAAUUGCAAGGACCGUUCAAGCAGCACUAAAUAAGCAGACAAAGACGGACAUCUUGGAGACGGUCAAUAAGGUGAGACUACUAGAUGUUGCGGACACUACAGAAUUUAUCCGGCAGAAGGUCAAGGCCACUGGACCAAGUGGAACAUUUGAAGUGACCAACCUGGGAUUCCAGGAAUUCGCAGACGCUCAAUCAAACCAUGGUUAUCUUGUUGAGGAUGCUGUAUUUAAUGAGCCGCAAGGUCUUUCUGAUAUCUUUACAUGUUGCAUUAUAUCAACCCCAAGAGGGGGUCUCAACUGUAGCAUCAGUUAUCCCAGAGCUCUUGAGUCUUGUCUCAAACCAUGCUUUGACUAUUCCAGAGAUUAUCUCGAGCAAGAAUUGUACCAAGACAAGCAUACAUAG